This is a messenger RNA of Ustilaginoidea virens, 372 nucleotides long. RefSeq lists its product as uncharacterized. Bases 1 to 372 code for a protein of 123 amino acids. The record is from RefSeq and is a predicted model, not a curated record. The transcript is spliced from 2 exons. NCBI's taxonomy places the organism in Eukaryota, Fungi, Ascomycota, Sordariomycetes, Hypocreales, Clavicipitaceae.
AUGAAAUCCGGCAUUGUCUCGUCGUCUGUUCCGGACACGGAAGUACCUGUCGCAUCAAUGACGAUGGCAGCCGCUUUGCAGAUCCGGGACAUGAAGCUCUGGAAUACGUGUUUCGAGGCUGUGUGCAGUUGCAUUUCGACCAACCUGUCACGGACGCAUCGCGGCUGGAAUGGAGGCAGAAAUGAGCUUCUCAACGGUGAAACCCCGCCUGAGUUGCAGCUGAGGCCACGCAGGGACGAAAACGAAAACGGCGGUCGUCUCAUUACAGCACCCUUCAGAGGCGGUCUCUGGAGCUGUAGGCACAAAGAGCCUUUGAUUUGGAGACGGUCGUUUUUGCCCCUCAUGACUGGGUAUCAGCCGGAUCUCGCCUAA